Kickxella alabastrina is the source of this 3061-nucleotide messenger RNA. Its product is annotated as WD-repeat-containing protein. The record is from RefSeq and is a predicted model, not a curated record. Gene Ontology annotation, cellular component: small-subunit processome; Pwp2p-containing subcomplex of 90S preribosome. Gene Ontology annotation, biological process: maturation of SSU-rRNA. The coding region runs from base 84 to 3005 and encodes 973 amino acids. The transcript has a single exon. NCBI's taxonomy places the organism in Eukaryota, Fungi, Kickxellomycota, Kickxellomycetes, Kickxellales, Kickxellaceae. Gene Ontology annotation, molecular function: snoRNA binding; protein binding.
UGUUAGCCAAGCGCACUUCUUUACUUUUGUAUUCUCGCACUUUAUUUACAACCAAAACCCCAAAUUAAGCUUUUAAUAAAAUCAUGGUAAAGUCGUACUUGCGCUACGAAGCACGCAGCGUGUUCGGCAUCAUUUCCAGCCCCACGGGAAACGCAGUGUUCGACCAUAGCGGUAAGCUGUCGAUAACACCAGCUCUGGAGAACGUCAUAGUCUGGGACAUCAAAAAGGGCACUCAGGUUGCGCGGUGGAGCGACAGCGAAAACAAGGCCGAGGUUACAUGCAUCGCGCGGAACCCCAACGGCAAGGACUAUGCUGUGGGCUAUGCUGACGGAUCGAUCCGCCUAUUUGAUCUUACAAACAACGCCGUAAACGUUAUUCUGAAUGGACAUCGCGGCAGCAUUUCGGCGCUUGAGUUUGAUCCUACGGGUACUGUGUUGGCUUCGGGCGCGCGCGACACAGACCUCAUUUUGUGGGAUGUUGUCGGAGAAGUCGGUCUGUACAAGCUGCGCGGACACAAGGACGAGAUCACGGGCAUUGCUUUUUUGCCCUCGUCGAAGGAUGCAGACUCGGCGCUCAACGCCAGCUCGGAGGGAUACAUUGUCACUAGCAGCAAGGACACGCUGGUCAAGCUGUGGGAUCUCCGGGCGCGGCACUGUGUGCAGACACUGGUCACCCAUCGCAGCGAAGUGUGGUCGUUGGCAGUUAGCCCCGACCGGCGUCUUCUGGUCACCGGCACGUCGGACAUGGACAUGCGCGUAUGGAGUAUCGAUAUCGAAAAGCUGGAGGACACUUCCGUUGACAGGAGCAACUUGUCUGCCGAGGAUGCAGCCAAGAGCUGGGAGGCUAUCACCGAAUACGGCACAAUCCAGCGGGCAAGCAAGGACCGCGUCGUCGACCUCCAGUUCCAUCCGACCGGGUUGUACCUUGCAUGCCUGAGCUCUGACAAGCAGGUGGAGGUGUUCCGCACGCGCACCCACGCAGAGAUCAAGAAGAAGAUGGCGCGCCGGCAAAAGCGUACUCGUGAGAAGCGCAAUAAGGACAAGGACUCGGUGGAUGCUGAUGGCGACGAGAGCAACAGCGGCGGCAGCGGCGACGAGGCGGAUGAAAACACCUCAGGGAUUACGGCUGCCGACGAGCUCACCUCAUUCAAGGUGAUCCGCACCAGCGCUAAGCCCGUGUCGCUGGACUUCAACCCGACAGAGUCGGACAUUGCUGCACUGCACAGGCAGAGCAGCCUGCAGAUCCUCGUGUCUCAGAAUAACAACUCGCUACACACGUGGAACCUGCCGAUUCCGCCGCCAGGCAAGACCACCAAGCAGGCUAACCUUCCGGAGCCGUCGCUUAUGAGCUCGAUCGAGAUGCUCGGCCACCGCUCGGAACCACGCACUUUGGCUCUGAGCUCCGACAAUGAGCUGAUUGCGUCGGCCGCCAACAAAUCGCUGCGCAUAUGGAACGCGCAGACGGGCUCGUGCGUUCGCACGCUUGAGUGUGGAACCGCCCUCUGCGCCGUGUUCCUCCCGGGCGACCAGCUCAUUGUUAUCGGUACGAAGGAGGGCACCUUGGAGCUUUACGACAUUCCGUCGGCGUCCCUAGUCGAGACCUUUGACGCGCACGAGGGGGCGGCAUGCUGGUCGAUCGACGUGCGCCCCGACAAGAAGGGCCUCGUCACUGGCGGUGCCGACAAGUGCGUCAAGUUCUGGGACUUUGAGCUUGUCCGCGAGCCGCAGGGAGACUCCUCAGUUGUCAGCCGCCGCCGCAUGACGCUGGAGCACGUCAAGACGCUCAAGAUGUCGGACGAUGUCCUGGUGGUCAAGUGCUCGCCCGACUCGCGCCUCCUUGCUGUUUCGCUGCUUGACACCACUGUCAAAGUGUUCUACGCUGACACACUCAAGUUCUUCUUGUCGCUGUACGGACACAAACUGCCCGUCGUGUCCAUGGACAUCUCAUCGGACUCGACGCUGUUGGUUACCGGCUCGGCCGAUAAGAGCGUCAAGCUGUGGGGCCUGGAUUUUGGUGACUGCCAUCGGUCGAUCUUGGCUCACCAGGAGCCCGUCACGGCAGUCAAGUUUGUCUGGGGCACGCACUACUUCUUCUCGGCCGGCAAGGACAAGCUAGUGCAGCAAUGGGACGGCGACAACUUCCAGCGCAUCCAGAAGCUUGAGGGCAGCCACGGCGACGUGUGGGCGCUGUUGGUCGCCAAGCACGGCAACUUCAUCGUAGCUUCCAGCCAGGACCGGUCCAUUCGCGUCUGGGACAAGACCGAGGAGCCACUGUUCCUCGAGGAAGAGCGCGAGCGUGAGCUUGAGGAGAUCUACGACCGGGGCCUUGAGGAGAGCCUGGACCGCAAAGAAAGCACAAUCGGUCGCGGCGACGAUGAGGACGAGGAGAUGGAGGGCGAAGAGAGCCAGCGCGCAGGCAAGGCGACGAUGGAGACGCUCAAGGCCGGAGAGCGCAUUAUGGAGGCCCUGGAGCUGGCCGACGAGGAGCGCAAGAAGUGGCACGAGUUUGAGGAGCGGAAACGCAAAAUGCCCCAGCUCAACCCGGCGCCGCCAGACACCAACCCGGUCUUGAUGUUCGAGAAGCUGAGCCCCGAGGCGUACGUUCUGCGUACGGUCGAGCGGAUCCGCGCUGCUGAGCUCGAGGACGCGCUGCUUGCGCUGCCCUUCAGCCGCGUACUCUCGCUGAUGGCCUACAUUGACAUCUGGGCACGGCGCGAGUGGAACACGCCCAUCACAUGCCGUGUGCUCUUCUUUGUCCUCAAGACCCACCAGAACCAGAUUGUGGCCACGCGCACCAUGCGCGCCCAGCUGGACUCCAUCCGUCAGCACUUACGUGCCGGUGUCAACCAGCAGAGAGACCAGAUCGGCUACAACUUGGCCGCCCUGUCAUCGCUGCGCACGGAGUGGGAGGAGAACGCCACGGCCCAGUUCUUUGAUGAGAAGGACAUCCAGAGCAUCCUUGAUGGCCAGCUCAAGAAGCGCAAAUUUACAGGGAUCAAGGCCUGAGUUGCCCGAAAAUUUUAACUGGAUUUCUACUUUAUUUGUAUAUCAAAGACCAACAC